CUGAGGAACGCGUCAACGAAAAUCAGUUGGACAGAGUUGGCCUUCAGGAUAACUCAGCUCCUUCCUUUGCUACUUGUGUGCCUGCCUUUUUUGGAUGGUUUAUUGUUUACUGACCAUUUCUCCUCAACUUUCAUCCUCUUUCAAAGUCAUUGCCGAGGGAAUGACUCCGCCACAAAGGAUCCUCUUUCCCCCAGAGAAGAUUUGCAUGGUCUGGCAGCAAAGACAGAGUGCUGGAGCCGGACUCCGCAAUGUGGGCAACACAUGCUUCCUUAAUGCUGUCCUGCAAUGCCUGACAUACACCCCGCCGCUGGCCAACUAUCUGCUCUCCCGGGAGCACAGCCAGGCCUGUCGCCAACAAGGCUUCUGCAUGAUGUGCAUCAUGGAAGCGCAUGUUAACAAGGUCCUGCAUUCCUCAGUCAGUGCCAUCCUGCCUUUGGCUGUUCUCAGGGGUUUCAGAUUCAUAGGAGAACAUUUUCAGCUUGGCAGGGAGGAAGAUGCCCAUGACUUCUUAUGCUGUACUGUCAAUGCCAUGCAGAGAGCUUGUCUGAGUGCAAGCAACGACUUGGACAUAUCAUCUCAAUCUACUACCAUUGUCCAUCAAAUAUUUGGAGGCUUUCUGAGAUCCAGAGUCAUCUGCUUCAGCUGCAAAGCCAUUUCUGAUUCCUAUGAGGCCUUCCUGGAUGUCCCUUUGGAUAUCAAAGUAAGAGGUUUUGCAGUUGUGCCUCAAGACAUCGCAAGGCUUUUCAGAGUCAACACAUUUGUCCUGAAAGCAUAUACUGUGAACACAAGAGGUCUUGGUCGUGGAUGGGAAGGGGAACGGAUGUUGUCCUCCUGCAGAGGCCAUGACACUGGUCUCUCUGUAGGUGCUGGCUUUAAGCUGGACAAGCACCCAUUAUGCUCUCUGCACCCUUGACAUAUCCUCCUCCUUCUUCCCUUUGCCCUCCUUCAACACCUGUCUGGCUUCCAGGCUGAUGGGUUGGAUUGUUUUCACUACUGAUGACCCUACAUAACAUCAGUAGCUCAAUGGGAGGUGGUACAGAGAGGGAGCUCUUGA
Messenger RNA from Chiroxiphia lanceolata (lance-tailed manakin), 1054 nucleotides. Its product is annotated as ubiquitin carboxyl-terminal hydrolase 42-like. Gene Ontology annotation, molecular function: cysteine-type deubiquitinase activity; cysteine-type endopeptidase activity. Gene Ontology annotation, cellular component: nucleus; cytosol. NCBI's taxonomy places the organism in Eukaryota, Metazoa, Chordata, Aves, Passeriformes, Pipridae. The transcript has 6 exons. Gene Ontology annotation, biological process: protein deubiquitination; regulation of apoptotic process. Bases 95 to 913 code for a protein of 272 amino acids. The record is from RefSeq and is a predicted model, not a curated record.